Messenger RNA from Amoebophrya sp. A25, 4569 nucleotides. The record is from the annotation of a GenBank genome assembly. Lineage: Eukaryota; Dinophyceae; Syndiniales; Amoebophryaceae.
GAGCAUUUGUACCUGCUUCUUCCAUCCUAGACCGAUGGCUGGGAGUGCUUCAGAUGACGAGGGUAGCAGGCUUCUUUUGUUCCCGGGUGUCUGAGAGAGACCUUUUUUCUUCAUCGGUCUAGCGCCGCCGGCCCCGAUGCUCCAUAUGCGAGCAGCCCCCCGCAUGUAGUUUUUUUGCCGCAAAGACGUCGUUGCUUUUUUCUUUGCCCCUCUAGCACGUCCCUUGUUGUCAGUAUUUUGCCGCUCCCCCCUUUUUGGUUGUUUCGGAUUUUGGCUUUUCCGUGGGAACCGACGAUGACGCUGGCUUGGAGAUGCGAACUCGGGAUGCGCUGAGGACUGGUGACGAAAACCGACGCAGGGGAGCCUUCGUUUGAAGUGAUGAGGCCACUAGUUUAGUUUCGUUUCAGCGAUGUGAUUAAUCUGCGUGUUCUCAUAUAUCCGACAUCCCUGCUGAAAAGCCACAUGAUGAGUUCGCGCAGUUGAUAGAGACAAAUAUACAGGUAGCUUCCUGCCGUCUCGAAAAUGCAAAAAGCGCGUGGACCGAGGCGGAUAGGUAUCUGCGCAGAGGUUGUAGCGUUCCCUCUUUAUCAGAUAGGCUUCCUCAUUUCAGAAUCGACGGAGCAAAGUAUGUAAGUGCGUAACUCGUAGCGUGUAGUAUAGGAGGUUCAUGCACUUUCGCCGUCGCCGGGUCGCUCCCUGGAAAGUAUGCAGCUCUGCUCUUUCGGCAUACGCUCGCGCUACAAAAAAGAAAAACCCGAGGCCACUAGUUCAGUUUCGUUCCACCGAGGUGACUAGUCACCAUGUGCUUAUAUAUCCGACAUUCUUAGAAACCUGACGAGUUCGCGCAAUUGAGAGAGACAAGAGUGCAGGUAGCGCCCUGUCGUCUCAAAAAUUGAAAAAGCGCGUAGUCUGAGGCAGGCAGCGAUCUGAAUCCUCGUAGAGUUUCAUCGUUUUGUAAUCGAUGGCGCAAAAAGGUAGCGAGUAGUCUAGGAGGUUAACGAACUCCCGCCAUCGCCGGGCAGCGUUCUGGAAAAAGUGUGGGUCGUACUCUUUCAGUAUACCGCCCGCCAUAGCCCCCCGCUCGAAAAGCUUGUAAUUGUAAUCGAGGCGCGGGAAAUAUUGAUGGUUCCUGUCUUUUAUGUUAUGCGCGUUAUAAUAAUAUCUCAUCUUCAUUCAUCGAACUAUCAUCUUGUCUCGCCAGUGGCAGAAGAUGGCCACCCAAGAUGCAUGAUGGUGAUUCGUGGAAGAUAUUACGAACUUCGCACUCAACAAAUCACGAUAGGCAGUCACUACUCUGAGGGGCUGAGAAGGUGCUGAUCGUAAGAAGCACGAAGCGAUCGGCGUUCAUAUUAUCCAUGAUUUUUUUAUACACAUCAAUCACUAUCUUCAUUGCGCAUUUAUUUAAAUCAUCCUCCAUAUGAACAUCAGCAACAAAUUGUUGUUAUGAAGAUCAUUUUUAGGUCACACAGCUACUGGGGAGACAGCAGAGCAGAUUGAUCCCUUUUCAGGUCGUUGGAAAGAAAGAAACGCAACUACAUGCGCCAAGCUUAUUGCUUGAAAGCUCCGCCCCUGGUGGGAAGGGAGACAGGUGCCUCUGAGGGGACAAACGCUCGCCCCUGGUGGGACAAGAUGCCGCCACCUCUGAGAGGGAGCGUGGGCAUUAGUUACGCGCCUAGCCCCAGGCGGGACACAAUGAGGCGCCGGAGCGCUUUGCGAGAAGUGCGCCGCGAUUGGUUCGCAGCAUGGGGGGGCUUGGACGCAUGGGGCCCCUGCGUGCUUGUGCUUACUACGGAGAUUCUGGGAUAGCGCCUACUGGCGUGGCUUAUGGUUAUCCCUCCUGUAAUGCAAGAGAGCGAAAGAGAGACGGCCAGCCCGGGGCGCCUUUCUCCAUUGCGUGCCAGGCAGGGCCUUCGCUCUCCUGAUGAAAUGAGCCGCCAACGAACGGCACAGCAGGAGAGGGGGGCGGGCUGGCUUCCGUGGUCCUUGUCUUCUGUGUGUCCAAGGUGAGGAGAGCCCCACAGCCUCACAGGCUGGCGCCGCCUCGUUUCCUUCCAAAGAAAGUGAGGCAAAAGGGCAAGGCCAUGGCUGCGAAGCCGUGAGGAGAUUCAGCGGGCUGGUUGGCUGCCCCAGUGUGGUUGCUUUCUAGACCCGUGUCGCGUGGUGUGCGCGGCCUGGUUGCUCGCCUCGCCCUUGUCGGGAUCCGUCCGCCCCCCUCCACCUUCUUUCCCUUUCCGUUCUUCCCUCCUGACCUCGGUUGCGGCGGGUCAACCCUAGCCACGGACCCGCGCACCGGUCGCCAGUGUUCAGCCCCAGGCGGGCAGACAGCGCGCUAGCUUCGCACUUCUUGGCGCUGCUCUUUUUCUGGGGUCUGAUCGCUCGGCCCGGGGGGGCGGCUGGGUUGAGGAUGCCCGAGGCGGACCUGGUCGCCUGACGUUGAGCAUCUCUGGCGCACACCUGCCACCGACUCCCCUGGUGGAGUAUCCCCGCGCCAGUCUGGAACACGCGCGAGCGUGACGGCAAGGCCCCCGGCCCGGCCUCAAGUUACCCGGGAGACUGAACACCGGCGAAGGCCCAGCGUGUUGGUGAGUCGCCUUCUAUGCGUGCAUGCGUAUAGCUUUAAGUUUAAAGGUGCAUGGCGGUCCCUUCGCUUUAUCUUACUUUCAACAAAUAUCAUCCCCCCUACGUGGAGGAAGACGAGGAGACGACAAGAACGCUGGGAACCCGUCGCGUUACAGGCAAGAAGUCGGGUAGUGUGGUGGAGGAUGGGGCUCACGAUGUGUUCUAAGUGAAAGCUUGAAAAGUCUUCAGUUAGACGACGUGGCAGCACAAGCCCGUGGGGCAUGGGAAUAGUGCUGCAAAAGGGAAGAGAAAAACAAAUGUUUUUUUUUUUGAAAUACCUCACUCUGAACAAUUCGACGAAAUAAAAUUGUGCAAUUACUAUACAACUGCAACCAACUAUUUUUUCAUUUUUCAGUUGAUGGUGAUUUUUUUCCGGAGCUUCGCAUUGGUCGUUCUGAUGGUAGAAUAUUGUGCAGUGAUUCCGCUAAAGCCCAACAAAAGGUCACCAUCUUCAUCACAUAUCUGUCUUUUGUCAAGAGUGAACAUCUUUGUUUUGACAUCGCAUGUGAGGCACUCUUCCUAUUUUCAAGAGUCUCCACUGAAUCUGUGCGACGAUUGAAGCUUGGAUUCCUUCAACUACAUGCGAUUCUCUUGCUAGAUUGUCAUCACUGCAGGCCCAUUAGAAACUAGUGCCAAAGAACCCUCCAUGUUUAGUACCCAUGACCACAAAAUUUUAUUUCCCAUAAUCCCUUUCGAAUUAAAAAUCCAGACCCAAUAAGGCUAAAAAGAUCUAAUUGCUUUAUAAGAUUCUCAUUUACUCUCUCUAUCAGUAGAGAAAAAAAAUGGCGACCGCGGCGGAUCAUAUGCUCUACAUCCAGGAGAAGGUGAAUCCUGUGCUAGAGCAACUCGUCUUAAGACAAAAAUUUGAAUUGCAACAGAUAGUUUAUUUUACUACAUCGAGUGGGAGUAGAAGUAAUAGGUGGACACCGAAUACUUGCCAGACUUUAAAUGGAGACCGUUAACCAUACCUUUUGGCUACAUCUUGGACGAGUUGAUUCAUGUCAGGUGGAGAUGAUAAUACGUUUUUCAAUCAUUACUCGAAAAAGGCCACGACAGUCGUGCUUCGCUAUUCUGUACAUUCUGACCAGGAAACGUUAAUGGCAUUGGUCUGACCAGAAAACGUUAUUCUGUGCAUUCGGACUCGGUAUUAUUCUCAUUCUCUAAUUUUGACGCAGCUUCUAUUGGACCGACCGGAGGACCCGGCAGAGUUUAUGCUGGCAUGGCUCAAGGAGAAGCAUCGCGAAAGUGGAUUUCCUCCAGUCUCCUCUACUGCAGAUUCAGUCGAGGACCUGAAGCGGAUUCUCGGAGAGUAUUGCUAAUGAUCUCUUUGUUGAUGUAAUCUUGAGUAGCACGACUUUGAGUACUUUCUUUGCCAGUGAUUUUCAUAUGGAAAGUCGCGAUUCGCAGAGGAGAAAAGUUGUUGUUUCCAUUGAAUUCAUUCUUAAUGGUUUGGAAGUAGCUUUAGCACGAGAUACUUCGGAUUUUCAGACAGCUAUCAUGUUGAUGAUUCUCCCCUCAAUGCAGGCUUCAGCAGAAGAAGGCCGACCUCGAGGAGAAGUUGGGUUAGUCGGCGCCGUUUCGCACAACAUGAUGAAAAUCAAAAUGAAAGAGCCUCUUUCUCUGCAACGCCUGGCGUGUCCAUGGCCCCAGAAAAAUCACUUUUCACUCUCUGUACGAGAAUUCAACAAAGGUUGAUUAAUUUCGCGCAAGGAGAUGCAGUAGGAUCGAAUAGUGCAGCCAGGACAACAUGAUGUGGUUAACCCACCUUCUGGUAUCAAUGAAAAAAGUCUCAUGCACGUGAUUAUCGUUCAUUUCGCGCACCUUUUUUUAUAGUCCAUUUGCCGGUGAUCGUUCUCUUCAGGGCCGAAAGUGUACAAUGCCACACAAAGCUUAGACUGACGCAACAUAAUAAAGCUCCUCACUCUGUAUCUGGAGAUUUAUAUCACAGCG